AUGGAAUUGGAAUCGGGCGCGGCUGCGCUUCCCAACACCAACGCCCCCCCUCCUCCUCCCGCCAUCUGGAGGAGCACCGCCGACGACGACUCGACGCUGCUGGACGACCUGGACCACGAGCCGACGGUGCUCAAGUCGUAUCGCGACUGGGACGAGUGGAAGCGCGACAUCCAGCCGCACGUCGACGUCUUCAUCUGGCGCUACAUGUGGUCGGACCGGGCGGCCGACGAGCUGCGCGCGCGCCCGACGCCGCCGCAGGUGCAGCAGUUCAACCGGCACGCCCGCGACGUGUCGGAGCUGACCAAGGACGAGUUCGACCUGUACCACGACCAGAACAAGGCCUACUACGCCCGCAAGCAGGAGUUCGACCGCCAGAGCGACAUGGUCGACCGCGCGCGGGCCCUCGUCCUGCGCACCGUCGCGCCGGCCAAGGCCGAGCUGCUCGACGCCGGCAGGACGCUGCGCGAGUGGGUGGCCCUGCUGCGCGACACGACGGCCCCGACGUACCGCCAGCGCAUCGAGAUUGAGCGCGGCAACUACAGCGCCGUGCUGGAGCGCUUCGACCUGGGCGACGGCGGCGGCGGCGGCGGCGGCGAGACGGACUGGGCGCACGAGUGGUACAGCGCCGUGACGAGGUGCCACAAGCUCGGCUUCCCGGAGACGCUGUGCGGGACCUGGCUGCGGGACCUGGCCGACUGCAUCCUGCCGUUCUCGCCGCCGCUGUUUGACAGGUUCAUGCUCGGGGCCGACAGGCUGGAUCUCGCGGCCAUGGAGUGGCGGGCCGAGGCGGAGGAGGCCAUGGCUUUCAAGAAGACGCACAAGUGCGGUGGCGGCGGUGGCGACGACCCCAACAGCGGCACCAACGGCAUUGACAGCAGUAGAAGCGGGCAUCGUCAACAGCAAGAGGCCCCUAGCGAGAUCCAGACGAACGAGGCAAUGGCAUCGUCGUCGUCGUCUUCUGCCAGACCGCCCGUCCAAGCAGUGCCCUCGGAGGAAAAGGAGGUGGUGGAGCUGGACGCCGCCUCGCCCCACGACGCAGACCGCCUGUGGACGUUCCUCGAGGUGUACCGAGAGAUUCGCGACCUCGAGUUCGGGGGCUCGGAGGCGGACGUGGCCAUGGACGACGACGACGACGACGACGACGGCAACGCGGACGCGGCGUCGGCCAAGGGCUCGGACUCGCCGCAGUGCCCGGCGUGCAACCUCCGGGGCCACGAGCUGCGGCACUGCUGGUACGCCUUCGAGGAGCGGCGGCCGCGGGGCGUGAUGCUGAGCCGGUCGCGGAUGCGGCGCGUGGAGAGGGCGAUCCGGACGGACAAGAACCUGGAGCAGCGGGUGGACGACAUUUACACGGCGUUUACGGGGGGCAGGUUCUACCAGCGGCAGCUGAUGCUCGGGUCGACGCAGUCUGCGUGGUGA
Molecule: messenger RNA, 1419 nt
Organism: Trichoderma citrinoviride
Lineage: Eukaryota; Fungi; Ascomycota; Sordariomycetes; Hypocreales; Hypocreaceae
Exons: 1
Coding region: 1-1419 (472 amino acids)
Source: RefSeq, a predicted model, not a curated record